UUAAGGACAGGAGACAAUCAGUUCCAAAGCAAGUCACCACCUAAUACCGAAGACGUCUUCGAGCCGACAAGUGGACACGGCAGAGGACACCAUCUCACCAGCGCAGGCAAAUGUAUCUCUAAAACACAGUGGAGCUUUGGAGGGGGGAACACAUCAAAAGAGGGCAAGAUGGCCCAGGAUAUGACUGAGAAAGAGCUCCUAAAGAUGGAAAUAGACCAGCUGAAAAAGGAAGUGAAGCUUGAAAGACAAAUGGUCUCGAAGACAGCAAAAGAACUCAAGGAUUAUAUAGAAUCCAUGGCUGGAGAAGACCCUCUCUUAAAAGGUGUUCCAGAAGACAAAAACCCAUUCAAGGAGAAGGGAGGCUGUAUAAUAAGCUGACCCCGGCCCCGCCAAAAGAAGAUCAUUGUUGUGUCCUUGUACGAGAAAUACCAGGACUGUAAGAAUCUGUUUAGCGUAACUGAGUGUAAAUGAUCUUCUGUCGGGGGGCGGGGGGGUAGGACUCCUUUACUGGAGUUUCACAUAGAACAAAAGAAUUGGAAAGUGGUCUCCUCCAAAAGAAAAAAGGAAGGCGACAAUCUCUCUUUUAGGACCUCGCGUUCAAUUCCUUGGGUUGCUUCGAGAGGAAGGAUGGGAUAUAAAUUGAAUAAAUAAAAUAAAUUCCCAUUUUGUAAAUACAUCACCAGUUUCCCAAAGAAGCCUGGUUUUAAUUGCUGGUUUAGUUUUUUUGAGUUCCAUUGGGAUAUUAUUUUGUAUGUGUUUGGUUGUUGUUUUUUACUAGCUUCCCAAGAGAAAAAUGGCAGGCAAAGGAAAGUAUUCUUUGUGUAGGAUGCUUCUUCUUAAGAAGCGAGGGUCUUUUACAGCUGGGGUGGGGGAUCUGAAGCCCUUGGCCUAACUUCAUGUAACUUGCAGAGAUGGGAUAGCAGAGAGCGACAGAGAGAGCAAUGAAUUCCUGUAGUGCUUCAAACUCCGCCCACUUCUGGCCAUGACUCCACCCACUGUUGGCUGCACCCUCCCACUGACUUUUUUCCAU
Podarcis muralis (Common wall lizard) is the source of this 1030-nucleotide messenger RNA. It is a transcript of the gene GNGT2, whose product is annotated as G protein subunit gamma transducin 2. Lineage: Eukaryota; Metazoa; Chordata; Lepidosauria; Squamata; Lacertidae. Gene Ontology annotation, cellular component: heterotrimeric G-protein complex. The record is from RefSeq and is a predicted model, not a curated record. Gene Ontology annotation, biological process: G protein-coupled receptor signaling pathway. Gene Ontology annotation, molecular function: G-protein beta-subunit binding.